CAUUUUUCGUCAACAACUCCACUCUUCAGCGAUUUGAGCAAAUGGCUUCCCAAAUGAAGCACCAGCAGUCCAACCCGGAGGUCAUCUGCUGUCCUGCAAGUACCAUUGAUACUGCUAGCGACGACAGUUCUUUUCAGCAGCUUCAUGUGCUUGCGGCUGCAGAGUCAGCAGCACUGACCAAGCAGUUUCGGCAACGGAGCCUGCAGCUUGUCGCCGAACAGCAGACCCGUGUGGUGCGACUGAAACGCAAAAACGGCGCUGUAGUACAAGGCUGCGACAUUUACAUUGGCCGCGCUUGCAACCAAGGUGGAUGGCAUCUUCCGUCGUCAAAGUGGGCAAAUCCGUUUUCCGUGUCAAAGUGCGGCUCCAGAAAGGAGGCCGUGCGUCGUUUCGAACAGUAUUUGCUCUCACGACCCGACUUGCUCGCUGCGCUGCCUGAGCUUCGUGGCAAAGUGCUUGGAUGCUGGUGUGCACCAGAGUUGUGCCAUGGGCACAUUUUGGCAAAACUCGCAAACGCCUAAAUGCGUUGAUUCUGUUCUGGUGCUUUUUAUGAUUGAGAUUAUCCGAUUCCGUUUUGCACAUCUGCGAGUGGAGAGUGAAGUGGAGAGUUGUAACUUCAACGGAGCCGCAAAGCAAUCAGGGCAAGGGGGUAUGCGAACCGAGGAAACAGAUUACCAGUCGUUGUUUGCGAUCAGGGCCGACGUUCGCCCGUCGUCGAAAUGCGCGCGGCCAAAAGCAAGUGGUCAUCAAGUUGGCCCAGAACGACGAUCUGUGUCAGUCCCUUCACGUCUCUGGACCAGUUCGAGGAGGAUGUCGAGUUCGCCCCUGCUCUCGUCGUCAUUGAGUUUGCUCAGUAGAUCUAUGUGUUCAUAUUCAGACGAUGCCGCUUCCCUAUCUAUCCAAUAAA
Capsaspora owczarzaki ATCC 30864 is the source of this 907-nucleotide messenger RNA. RefSeq lists its product as hypothetical. The record is from RefSeq and is a predicted model, not a curated record. NCBI's taxonomy places the organism in Eukaryota, Filasterea, Ministeriida, Capsasporidae. The transcript has a single exon. Bases 42 to 521 code for a protein of 159 amino acids.